This is a messenger RNA of Chenopodium quinoa (quinoa), 1605 nucleotides long. Its product is annotated as probable protein phosphatase 2C 72. Gene Ontology annotation, molecular function: protein serine/threonine phosphatase activity. Lineage: Eukaryota; Viridiplantae; Streptophyta; Magnoliopsida; Caryophyllales; Amaranthaceae. The record is from RefSeq and is a predicted model, not a curated record. Gene Ontology annotation, biological process: protein dephosphorylation. The transcript has 6 exons. Bases 249 to 1316 code for a protein of 355 amino acids.
CAAAUAAGAAUUGCAACUUGGAACUUAUAAAUGCGUUUGGAUAGAAGUGGUUAUAAGAAUAACACCCUUUUAAUUCAAAAAAGGGCAGUUCUGUAUAUUUUAUAGUAAUUUAUUUUGUUUUUAUCAACUUGCUACAUUUUCAAUUAUAUCCAGGGGGAAGUUUGCAAAAUUUUAAGACCUUUAUUUAUUUAUUUAUCUAUUCAGAAAUAUAUCUGUGUAAGAAUAUAAGUUUUUCAUUUUUUCAUAACAUGGGAAUCAAUCUAUCAACUUCAUCUAUUCCAGAUGAUACAGAGGGUCUUGGAAAUGUUAUCUAUGAUCAAAAUGGUAUAUAUUAUGAUAACCAGAUUAUAUCUGGGCUGUCAGUUUAUACUAAACGAGGUGGCAAGGCUGUUAACCAAGAUUGUGCUGUCCUGUGUCAGGGCUAUGGAUCAGAAAAUGGUGUACUUUGUGGAGUAUUUGAUGGUCAUGGGAUAGAAGGUCAUCUUGUGAGCAAGGAUAUUAGUCGCCGCUUGCCAUUGUUAAUACUAAAGCAAAAGAUUGCAAUGUCAGGGCCACAGACAACAAGUAACAGCGAAAGUGAUCAAACAACAAAUUCGGGUUGUUCAUCACUAAACAACAGCAAGGAAUUCCUUGAAUGGAAGGAGGCAUGUAUAAAAGCUUUCCAACAAAUGGAUGAUGAAGUGCUUAAGAAGGUGCUUUCAGAGAGGCGCGAUUUUUUCAGUGGAAGUACUGCAGUAGUGGCUCUGAAACAGAGUGACGAUCUACUCAUCGCGAACCUUGGGGAUUCAAGGGCUAUUCUAGGAUGCAAAGGAGAAAGUGGAGUUACUGCUGUUCAAUUAACCACUGAUUUAACGCCUGGCAUACCUGAUGAAGCUGAUAGAAUAAGAAGGUUCAACGGCAGGGUGUUGGCAAUGAAGAACGAACCGAAUGUCAAACGAGCGUGGUUACCUCUUAUUGACAGACCUGGCCUGGCUAUGUCUCGUUCCUUUGGAGAAUUUUUGAUGAAAAAGUGUGGCAUAAUCUCUACUCCAAUAAUCACUCGUCACCAUAUAACUCCGAAUGACUUGUUUAUCUUGCUUGCUAGUGAUGGGAUAUGGGAUGUCUUGAGCAAUGAGGAAGUAGCAUCAAUAGUAUGGGGUGUACAGCAAGAAGAGAUGGCCGCAAAAGCAGUUAUAGAUGCUGCAGUUGUAGCAUGGAAGAAGAAGUUUCGAUUUGACAAGCGUGACGAUUGCACUGUUGUCUGCUACUUCCUACAGAAGAAGGGUCAGAGUCAUCAGACAUCAGCAAAUCCAACUCUUGAAACAAAGCUCCCAUAAUCAUAAUUCAUGGUGAUCUUGACUCGAAACAAAGGACUCGAAAAAGAGGUUUUACACUCAAUCUUUUGUGGUAAGCAAGCUUGAAGAAUGAAGAUUGGGGUGUGAAAUUGAUAAAUCGUUUUGAAUGUGUACAGAUUUUAGAAAAUUUAAGACUCUAUCAUCUAUUUCCCUGUAAGUUGUAACAAAUAGAGUAGAGUAUGAAUGUGCAUUGUGUAGAUAUAUUGUAAAGGUCUUGUGGCAAAGUAUAGUAGUAUGUGUUUGUGAGUCAAAUCGAUUCCUUUUUAUUUCA